This is a messenger RNA of Diabrotica balteata, 1437 nucleotides long. The record is from the annotation of a GenBank genome assembly. Lineage: Eukaryota; Metazoa; Arthropoda; Insecta; Coleoptera; Chrysomelidae.
GUUGUUUUGAUUUGAACCAGACUGAACAUAUUUUUAAAAUAAGUUCAAAACAAGUUGUAACACACAAUGUCUGAAAAUGAAACUCUUAUUUUACUUGAUUUUAAGGAUAAUUUAACAAAUAAAACUUUUGAAAAAGAAACUUUCAUUCGUGUGGCCAACUUACACAAGAAAAAUCCACUUGUUCAAAUUAAUGAUACAAUUUUUGAAGGUAAAUAUGAUCAUGCAAUGGGUACAAAUUUAUUUUUCGAAGAAAUUCAAGAUGUUCCUCCAGCAUAUGACCCUUUUUUUAAAAGAAAGCCAAACCAAUAUGAGUGUACAUUCCAUGGAAUAAAAACUAUAAAUUUAAAGCAAAUGAAAAUUCCACCUCCCAAAGUAGAAAAAAGUGAAAUCACAAAAGAUAUUGAAUUUAAUUUAGAUUGGGAUUAUAAUACACUUUUACAGAAGUUUUCUGAUGGUGUUUUAACACUACAUGACAUUAUAAAGAAGAAGGACAAUGAUGAUGAUCAAAACGAAAAACAAUCAGAUGUUAACAUCACAUCAAAUAAGAGAAAUGAUUUACAAGAAAAUGUAAGAUCUAAACAACCAAUACAUGACAGUGAAGCAAUGGAAAUAGAAGACCAAGAUAAUCAUAUACUAGCUGAAACACUGGCUAAUAGUGCUACUCAAGAUUUAAUAACCUAUGGUGAUGACAUAAAUAAUGAACAAAUUUUGGAAGAUAUAGAUGCUACAAACCUCCUUCAUGAUUAUGAAAAACUUAGAAAGCUUGCUUUUCGUCCAGUCAAAAGGAAACCUGUACUGGAUCAAAUGGCUGAGUGUGAUCCAAAAUACAGAGAAGCUUACGAAUAUCAUAAUUUGGAAAAACAGAUAUUACAACCUUGUGAUUUCUUCGUCAAAGAGCCAGUCAGUAAUAUAAAUGAAGAGACUCUCUCAAACUGUGUAGAUAUUGAUCGAUGUGUUCUUUAUGGUAUACUAGAAAAAUCUGCAACAAAAUCUAGAGUACUGACAAAACAAGAAAAACAGAAUGUUUUAGCUUUAGAUAAUUUUGAUAAUCUAUCAUUGGUUGGUCGAUAUUAUGUUUUAAAAAUGCAGGUGGAAAGUUUAGAAAAAUACUUUGAAGGUAAAAAUGUUGCAGACCUUAAUAGAAAAGAUAAAUAUGGAAGAACAUUUUUACAAACACUUGAAAUUUAUAAGAGGUUAUCUGAGAGGGUAAAGAAUCGCAUUGAAGAAAUAAAAAGUAGUUUAGAUGAAAGACAGGUUAAAGUUGAAGUACAAGAUGAGGAGCCAGGACCAAGUACAAGUAAUGGUUGAUAUCAGUAUGAGUUUCAAAAGUGAAAUGAGAUAAUAGGCUGUGGUGCUGAGAAUAUGUUUUAGAAAAAGAUAUAUGCUCUUAAUGUAUACUAUAUAACUAUGUGUAAUUUUAAUAAACUAUGUGUAAAU